CCUACUCUUUUUAGUUUUUCUUUUCGUCCUUAUUAUAAAUUAAUAAUUUUAUUCAUUUGAACUACGUAAAUUCAUAUUUUACACAAUAGACCAAACUCUCCUUACAAAUUGUAUAGUAUUUAAAAAGUUUCGUAAUACUUUACGUAUUUACGUCGCACUUAAGUUUUGUAAGUUUUAAAGUUUCAAACAAUACAAUGAGUGGUACAGCUAUGGACACCACGGUGCCGCCUGAGACCCACAAGGCCCCUGAUGGGGUGGAGACUGCGGUGGAAGCCGUGGACGGAACCCAGCAGUUGCUGCCUGAUGGUGCCAACCUUGUUGGACACCACAUCAAAGAGGAGGAGGUCCAGGGUUUGUCUCCAAUACAGAUACAGCAGGAAUACUUUGAGAACUUACCCGACUGUGACUGGGUUAAAUACGAAAAGAAGAACCGAAAUUAUCUUUUGCAAAACAUAGCAUUUGCCCUGUUUGGCAGUCCGAGCCUGGAAGGAGAGCUGUCGGAGGUGGCCAGCAACGAAGAAGUGAAGCUGGAGGGCUACACGUCCCGACAGCGGGAGCAGGUCAUGAAGGUGUAUGAGAAGAUUUGUGAACAGAGCAAGUACUCACAAAACGACGAAGACGUGAUGGUGUCAAUUCUCCUGAUAGUCUGCGCCAGGCCGCGGCCGCUGAAGUUCUACCAGAUGGAGCCGUCGGGGUACUGGCUGGACCUGCACGAGAGGACCGACGUCGACAUGUGGUGCUCGGCUGUCUUCCGCGUACGCAAGUGUGUGCCGACCAUUGUUGGAGCACUAACAUGCAAGAUAUUCGUGGACGAAAACGCGCGGGUCUACCAGGACUGGGCGUCGUACCUCGCCGGCAACACGCAACCCAAGUGUGUGAUGAUCGUGCCCGAGCACGGCCAGUAUAAGGGGACCCUCCUAGAGGGCGAAGAGUCAUUCGCCGUCCGCCUCACCGUAGCGCCCUCACCUUCCCUCGGGUUAAAAUCCCGGGUGCUCAGCACAGUAGACACGGCCAGCACGGUGGCGUCUCUCGGCGCGGUGGGGGUGCUGGGGGCGGCCAUGCUGACCCCCGUGGGGCCGGCGGCGGUGGUGGGCGCGGCGGUCGCGACGGUGGCUACGGGGUUGUACGGGCUGGUGCGGUCGUCGUUGCAUCUGCGUGAUAGGAGUGUGCAUGAGCAGAGCAUCAGCCCCACCGACGCGGAGGCGCGCGGCAGCUGGCUGAACAUCGCGGCGUCCAGCGUGGGGCUCGCCGCCGGCGCCGCUUCCAACUUGUUAGCCAAGAGUGCUGCUACCGGGACCAACCUCACCAAGACGGGCCAGGCGCUGGCGGUGUCGGUGGAGGUGCUGCGGCACGCCAACAUCGUGACGGGCGGCGCCGGCGUCGUCAACAGCCUGUUCCAUAUUAUAUUGAAGUACCGCAAGCACGGCGAGCAGCCUUCCCGCCUCGAGUUGUUCCAGUUCUCAGCUGCCACCUUGUUCUUCUGCACCGCGGUGAUGUCCAACAAGACCGCCCAAAGCAUUGUGGAGGAUGCGCAAGCAAAGACUAUCAAUGAGUACAGAGCCACGCUUAGGAGCAAUAGACAUAGGCGAAUGUUCGACAAGAUAAGCGCAGAGUCACGGCGGGUGCAAGGCGCGGUGGUGGGCAACGCCGAGGUGAUCCGCGGCGUCCACACCAUCGCCGACAAGGACCAGUACUUUGCUGACGUGCUGAGGAUCAAUAAGGAGGUGAAUCAGCACCGCCUGCGCAUCUCCAUGACGGCUGAGGGACAGGUGAACCUCAACUCCCAGCACAGGUUCCUGCCGUCGGAACUGUCCAGUCUCGGCAAGGAGGGCCGCGCCCAGCUGUUCACCUCACUCGGACCCGCCACAGUCGACACGAGAAACGCGAUCACCCGUCUCACUCCCACCACCCCCGUCGGAGGCUACAUAGACAGAGAGGACGAACCGACCAGCAUACUCGUAGGCAUUCGUCCCGGAGAAAUCAUCCGAAUAGGCACGUUCUUGGUCAGAAUCAGCUCCUCUGGAGCGGAAAAUGUCGCCCAAAUGUUGCAAAACUUGAGCCAGGAUAUCUAUGUCAAUCUUAUGACGGUCACCUUCAAUGUUCUCUCUAAACUACUCCCGGAAGACAUAGCUAGGUUGAGGCUGUUGAGUCCCGAUGAGGAUUUGAUUGUGCAAAUCACUAAGUUCGUCUUCAACUAUAUGAAGCAUCAGAGGCCGUUGGGAGAGCCGACUCGCGAAGAUAAUGGCAUAGUGAUGGUGUUGAAAGAGUUCUUCCAAGAUGGCGUCGUCAGACAGGAUACUAUACUCCAGCUGAAGAACAGUUUGACUGGCUGGGUGGAAGAGGAGUUGGAUACUAGGAGGCAAAUGUAUCCUAAUAAGAAGAUGAUUAUUUGUAACUCCUGCAGUGGGGUAAGAUUUUCGUAGGAAAAUUUAUAAGUAAAGGCCUAUAAGACAUUCGCGAUAACCGCUUACAGUGAAGAAGUAACUAGUAAAUAUCGCAUAUGUCUGAAUAUAUAAUUUAUGAAGAGGGCACCAAAAAAUAGUUGCGUUUUAAAAUUUAUUAGUUAUGAUAUGCUGAUAUUUAGGAUAGAAAGAAAUAAAAAAAGAUACUCAAAAUUUGUAGAUGAUUCAGAAAAACUUUAUUAUGACUGUGUUUUGUUAUGGGUUGAUGACGAUAAUCCAGUGUCGAUAUAAAAUUAUAAAUCAUUCCUCGGUUAUAACAUAUUAUUAUGUUUAUUGAAUUGGUUCCUAUUCCUUACUUUAGAAGAUAAAAAAGAAAUUCUUAGUUAAAAGUUGUUGGUUCCAUAUGAACCUUAUAUACUUUAUAUCAGCUGUUUCAUUACAUUCAGUUGCAUUCGGAAAGUUUUUAUUGAUAAAUUUGCAACGUGCAAAACUGCUUUUAAAGAAAAAAACCCUCUCAAUUUAAAAAUGUAUUCACAAAAACAAGUUCGAUCGCAAGUUUUUUUUUGGAAAAGUGUC
Plutella xylostella (diamondback moth) is the source of this 2978-nucleotide messenger RNA. RefSeq lists its product as uncharacterized. The record is from RefSeq and is a predicted model, not a curated record. NCBI's taxonomy places the organism in Eukaryota, Metazoa, Arthropoda, Insecta, Lepidoptera, Plutellidae.